CCGCGUCCUUACAAGCUCGAGUGCCUCGCGACCUAUACCAACUGCAAGUACAACGUGACCUGCGCAUGCGACGGAUGGAGAGAAAUUUCUCGCAACUCGGAAAAUUGUCGCAGGUGUCUGCAUCCAAAACGAGCUCAUUACGAACAUCUCUCUUCGUUGACUGAUGCACGAUUGCAGCAACUCCUAGAAUUGUAUUACGAUGCCGAAACGAUUUUCAUCAGUCUCACGAAAGAAAAUGACGUCGAAACUCGGAAAAUCUUUAGGUAUCUCUACCAGAUCUUAAAGAAGGCAGUGAACGAGAAAAGCAACGCCCAGUUGGAUGUCCUCAAAGUCCUCGGCCAGCCUCCGUUCGAGAAGCCGACAUUCAAUGCCCUGGUUCAACAGUUUUACAAUACCAAGUGCAUUCAUUUCCCUGCACCAGAACGAUCCUCGAUGAUGGCCGCUGCCUCGGGGCUCAUCAAGUCCAUCAAUUGCUGGCGAGUGGACCCUCACCUCAUCCAGCCAUUCAUCGACAAUACGACUUACAUCCAAUGGCUGUGCUUUUGCUAUGUGCCUUUGUACUGCAGUUCUUUCAACCUGCACAGCAUCGGGGAUGUUUUCGGAACUCGGUUCUUCACUGGUGUGCUUCCGUUUUUUCGUUCCAAAUUGGACGAGUAUGUUCGCAGUCGCAGUGGCCCGUUGCCGAAGCAAAGCCAGUUUGUACUCGAAGGGUUUCCGAAGUUCAUGGAUCUGUUUGAAAAGGAUUUGAAGCUUGCGGAAUCGUCGUUCUGGCAAGGAGGUCCAGCAGCACCGCUGAUUGAAAGCUACUCAUCUGAACCCCCGAGUGCCGAAAUCGUUGCCAGUGAAGAGAAGGAACCUCCGUCGGUACCAGAAAUUCAGCAAGCGUUGGUGAAAGAAGAAAUGGAACAAUCUGACGAGUUCGCGGAAGAGGACAUACGUCCGUAUGCUGUCGUCAUGACCCCUGAGGGGAUCGAGAAACUAGUUCAAGAUGCCUGGGACAUUGAACAAAAGGUUCAAGGCAACGUCGAAGUCCAAUACCAACUCAUUCAUGUUCCCGACGACUGUGUUUCGUUACCGGAGAUGCAGAAAGUUCUUCUCCGUCAGCUGGUGGACAUUUUUUCGGCCCAGUUACCCAACCUGCCCCAAGAAUUCAUCGUUCGGACAUUGUUCGACUAUAGGCAACAAACGCUUACACUUGUGAAGAAUAAUGCUGCGCAAGGUGGAAUCACGUGCAGGAUGUUCCCGAAAUUCGCGGAGAUUUCACUUUUGGCUGUGUCCCCGGAUUCCCAGGGAAACGGAUUCGGGGGUUCGCUUGUGUCGCAGUGUAAAGAUGUGUUCAAUGAAUUUGGUUUGAUGUAUGUGUUCGUGAGCUGUGACGAGUAUUCCGCGGGAUUUUUCAAACUGCACGGUUUUAGUGACGAUCUCUCUGGAAUCCCGAAGGACUUGUACACUGGCUACGUGAUGGAGUACGAAGGAGGCACGUUGAUGGCGUGUCACCUUGAUCCGCAAAUGGUACUCAUUUUGAACACGAGCUCGAUUCCUGGACUGAGGAAAGUCGGUUACAAUCCCAUUGCAGAACGCUGUGUGACCGAGCGGGAAUUGUUUGGACCAGACAGUGACGAUGAUGGGUCGGGACCUUCGAAACCUAAGAUCAUGAAGCUCAAGUUGCAGCGAGGCAGGAGAACUAAGAUGGAGACCAAGAAUGACCGAGAAGCCAAGUUCACGCAGCGCUAUUCCUGGGAGAAAGAUUUCGACACUGACACCUUGCAUGGGAUUCUCAAGAACGUCCUGAACCAAGUGAAAGCCCAUUCCGCAGCUUGGCCUUUCCUGAAGCCAGUGGAUAGGUUUGAUGUUCCUGAUUACUACGAAGUAAUCGAACACCCGAUGGACUUGAAAACUAUGACGGAUAGAUUAAAACGCGGUUAUUACUCCCACAAGAACUUGUUCCUCAUUGACAUGAGGAGAAUGCUACGGAAUUGCCGCAAGUACAACAACCCGGAAACCGAGUAUUGCUUGUGCGCAGAUGCCCUGCAGCGAUUUUAUAUCAGCAAAAUGCAAGAAUACGGAAUUGAUGUUGUUAUUUGAACUGAAUUUGCAGCUUUUGAAAUGAACGAAUUUGUUUUGCAGCUAUA
This is a messenger RNA of Notodromas monacha, 2132 nucleotides long. The record is from the annotation of a GenBank genome assembly. NCBI's taxonomy places the organism in Eukaryota, Metazoa, Arthropoda, Ostracoda, Podocopida, Cyprididae.